AUGGCCUCGUCCUCCUUCAGAGACAACAUGAACAGCUUGGGAUGGUCGAGAAGGGAACAACCAGCGACGAGCACAAGCAAGCCCAGUGGGGUCUAUGGCACACUGCAGAAGCUCAACCCGUUCAACAGUGAAGGCUAUGUUCGGCUGCCCAUACACGAGAACGAGGAAGGGCCUGGCGCGCCGCUACCGGCUCGGUCACGGAGGGAGGAGGAAGAGGGGUGGUUUGCGCUGGGUCGGUGGGAUCGCCUGCUCAUCUUCGGCGGCCUCAACCUCGCGGCUGUCGCGCUCUUCGUGAUUUGCUUUACCCUGUUCCCCGUGCUGAGUCUGCGGCCGACAAAGUUUGCGAUAUUAUGGACCAUGGCUUCGAUAAUGUUCUUGGGGUCGUGGGCGGUGCUGAUGGGGCCGAUGGUUUAUGUCCGUCACCUCGUCUCCCAAGAACGCCUCCCCUUCACCGCAACAUACUUUGGCAGUAUAGCUCUCACGCUAUGGUUCGCCCUCGGUUUGAGAAGCACCAUACUUACGUUACUGUCCUCGAUCGUGCAGCUCGUCGCGCUGGCAUGGUAUCUGAUCAGCUAUUUCCCCAUGGGCUCGACGGGUUUGCGGUUCGCGGCGCGGUUUGGGGGGGAUCGGGUUAUGGGGUGGAUGAAUGGGUAG
Messenger RNA from Saxophila tyrrhenica, 654 nucleotides. It is a transcript of the gene SFT2, whose product is annotated as protein transport protein sft2. Lineage: Eukaryota; Fungi; Ascomycota; Dothideomycetes; Mycosphaerellales; Extremaceae. Gene Ontology annotation, biological process: vesicle-mediated transport. Gene Ontology annotation, cellular component: membrane. Bases 1 to 654 code for a protein of 217 amino acids. The record is from RefSeq and is a predicted model, not a curated record. The transcript is spliced from 5 exons.